GUCUGUUACAUCGUGCAUGUUGCGUUUACUUUUACUUCUUUGGAGCGCGCGUGUGGAGGAAGAUGCUGGAUCAUCGCCACCAAUUACAUACCCACAAGUUGUAUUAGAAGAUGGAACAAACAUGCACGAUUAACUGUUCCGUGUCCGCGGCCCAUGGAAGGAAUUCUAGAAGUAGGUAUGGAGCACUCCCUUCACAUGCCGAAUAAGCUUAUUAUCCGUUUUCAUCAUCAUGCCAGGCCUGGUAGCGGAUGUCCGAAAUUUAGCAUUCUCCGGGGUGUCUAUCGUGGUUUUGUCUAUGCUGCGAUGGCUGUAGGAUUUCGUGCUCUGGCUUGCACUGGCAAAGCUCGACUAGUAGUAAAUGACCAAGAGAAUAUUGUUGUAGAAAAUGAAACUAUCAACACCACAACCCCAUCCAUCCACAGGGCAAAGGGAAGAUCACCGGCACUGCCGGGAAUCCACUACACAGACACAUACGCACACACACACUUAACGCUUUUCUCGGCCUGUCCGGAUACCUACUCCGGCAAGUCUUCGCGGCUGUUCCCCAUGAUCGCGCAAAUUAGAAUCUGUCGAGUGGCUGACCACCUGACCAAGACAGUACUAGUCUUCUAGACAGAGACGGUGAGCCAGCCAGCGAGCGAGCAAGCAAGUGAGUCAAGC
Messenger RNA from Aspergillus welwitschiae, 660 nucleotides. RefSeq lists its product as uncharacterized. The coding region runs from base 154 to 612 and encodes 152 amino acids. The transcript has 2 exons. The record is from RefSeq and is a predicted model, not a curated record. Lineage: Eukaryota; Fungi; Ascomycota; Eurotiomycetes; Eurotiales; Aspergillaceae.